AUGUACUUGAAGGCGGGAAAAGACAAUGGGUUUUCGAUCGGGGAAACGAACGGAUGGCAAAGAGCACGACUGACUUCCUCCCACAUCUGGAAGCGGUCAACUAGACUCGACGCUGAAUGGACGACUCCAGUUACCUCUGACGUGCCGAAAGCGCGCCCCAAGAUACGGCAAAAGCUUAUUUUACGGUGCUUGCACUAA
Colletotrichum higginsianum IMI 349063 is the source of this 198-nucleotide messenger RNA. RefSeq lists its product as uncharacterized. The record is from RefSeq and is a predicted model, not a curated record. Bases 1 to 198 code for a protein of 65 amino acids. Lineage: Eukaryota; Fungi; Ascomycota; Sordariomycetes; Glomerellales; Glomerellaceae. The transcript is spliced from 2 exons.